UCUCAAACAGGUGUUGGAAUCGUAGUUUAAGGAGGGAAAAUUGAGAGGCACAAAAAGAAAAGGAAUGGAAGGAAAAAAAGCUUAAUCUAAUGAAGGAUUUACUUUCCUAUUUGAUCUGAUCAACUGUCUAAGUGUCUUAAGUGACAAGUUUUACGAGAAUGGAAGCAGUAUCUGUGAUAUUCGUACUCUCAAAAGAGUUAGACGAUGAGAGUCAAGCAAGUGAAGUAAUGCUUCAAGCUUUUGAGGCAUGUAAACAAAACAAAGUAAACACAUUGUGGGUGAAAGAACAAGAUAUUCCCAGAAAAGAAUUGAAGAAAACAGAUUUCAUUGUAUUUGAAAACUUCGAAGGACAAGAUUUUGAGGGUAUCAAAGAAGCAAAGAGUGCUAGUAUUUUAGGACCAUGGUGUAUCUUGGUGUGUCUAAUGGAAGGAAAAAAGAUACCAAAUUUUCAGUGGCCUAUCUACAAUGUUGCUAUGUAUGAUUGCAUAGUAACUUCAUCACAUCUGCCGAAAUCGAUGAAAUCAAAAAUUGAUGAAAUGGUCCAAAGAAUGGGUGGUUAUUAUAAUGAUUCUUUAUCGGAAAGUACUACACAUUUAAUAACUGACAGUGUGAAGAGCGCUAAAUAUAUGAGAGCCAUAGAGAUGAACAUAAAAGUGUUAACCCCAUCGUGGAUAGAUGCCGUUUGGGAGGCGAGCCAAGAAGCAAAUAUCCACUGUAACGACAAGCAAUUCGACAAAUUCAAGUGUCCACCUCUACACAAACUAAUCAUAUGUACUACUGGUAUUUCUAGUAUGAAGGAGAGGGAAGAGGUUCGGAGACUGGUCACUGAAAAUGGCGGAGAGUUCACGGCAAAGCUAAAUCUGAAAAAAACAGAUUUUCUAAUUUGUGACGGUGCUGCAGGUGCGAUGAGUGAGAAGUAUAAACAAGCGAGGAAAACAUCAAACGUCACCUGCGUUACGUUACAAUGGCUUCAUGACAGUAUUCAAAAAGGGUACUGCGUCCCCCACGAAGAUUACGUAGUGCAAAAGGGCACUUCCACACCCCAGAAGCCCGAUUUCAUCAAUCCCGACUUCUCGACCAUGAGCGCUAUUGAUCAGUCGAAAUGCGAUAGGACCAGUGUUGAGGAAUCGGUUGUUCAUAACCCUACCUAUAACUCGGCAAGUCACUCUUCGACUCCUACCAGUGGUGCGAAGCGAAAAGUUUUCGCAGAAUGCGAUAAUCUCAUCGAACAAAUCGAUAUCAAGAAGGCCAAGAAGAGUGGACAGUUUCUGGAUGGAUUUUCUAUUUACUUGGUGGGAUUCAAGGACGAUCACAGGGAGAAAUUAUGCAAAAUAAUCAACGCCAGCGGUGCCACACGUUGCGACGACAUGUCAGAUCGAGUCACCCAUGUCAUAGUCGGCGAUCCGGAGUCGCACGAGUUGAAAAUCAUCAAGUCGAAAGGUUUCACCUGUUUCAUAGUCACGAUCCAGUGGCUGUUGGACAGCAUAGACAGGAAGAGGCCUUGCGGAGAGGACCCUUACCUGGUUAACAACCUGAGGGACGAGUCCAAGUUCAAAUCGCCAAUGGGGAAGAAGGGUUUGAGUUUGUUACGUUCGAAGAGGACGAUAACGGAGAUAGACUUGACGCUGUCGCAGAAGGAGAAGGAGAAUCUGGAAAACGAGAUGGACGCAGAGGCGGAAAAGGAGAUCAUGAAGCAGUAUAUGAUGCCGGAACCCACCGCUGAGGAAGACACACUUGCCAACAUCCUGAAGAAUGCCAACUUCGACAGCGAACGACUAGGAGGCGCAGAAUCGGAUUCUCAGAAUAAACAGCACGCCGAUGCGCCAUCUACGGAGGAGACUUACACAUCACAGACCCUGGAUCAGCCCCUGGACAUUUUCCGGGGUUUCAGUUUUUUCAUCACCGGCUUCGACGAGGAACAAGUGACCGAGAUGGAGGAGAAGAUCCAGAGCGCGUCGGGAAGAAUCACAAACGUAUUUAGGGAUGCGAACUACGUUGUUGCACCGUGUUUUAUCAGCGACCCCCUAGAUUACGACGAGAACAUCACGAUAAACGACCUGUGGAUAUACGACUGCAUCACGGAAGAACAGAUACUGCCUAUCGCCUACUACCACCGACCGCUACACGUCGUCAACCCCACCGUACUGGAGGACUGCGUGGUCACCGUGAGCGGCUACAUGGGCUACGAGCGCAACUUCCUGUCGUCGCUGAUCGUCAUGCUGGGCGGCGUGUCGCAGGAGCAGUUCUGCCGCAUCACCUCCGUCGAGAGGAACGUGCUCGGCUCCACCCAUCUGGUGAUCGCCGAGGCCAAGGGUAAGAAGUACGCGGGCGCGGUCAAGUGGCGACUGCCGGCCGUCACCCAGGAUUGGCUGGUCGGAUGCGCGAGGAGCGAGGUUAGGUUGCCCGAACGGGACUAUCUGGUGUCCGACGCUGGCUCAAAGAUCGACAGCAGUGUCACGUCGAGCAAAUUAGAAACGGCUUCGAAAAAAGAAAACACGUCUAACCCUCAAUCCGUAAGCAUGGAAUAUUCGAAGAUCUCGGCCAGAGACGUCGUACCGCAGCAUCUGCUCGAGUUCAACAAAGACUAUUACAACGUCGCACUCGGCAUCACGGCCAACACGAACUCUACAGGGGUUUCGUUGAAAGACACACCUGGAACAUCGAGUAGAUCGUCCGAUUCCGAUAAGAUAGACCUUCGCUUAGAAGAUUUUUCGAAACCGUCUAGAGAUAGGUCCGACGAAAGAAAUGUAGAAGACGGUACGAAACCCUCGGGAAGCGGGAUGGAAGAACCCAUGUCUAGAUCGUCGAGGAAAACGUCCGUUUCUAGUCAAAAGGGCAGGGCUUUGGGUAAUUCUUCAUUGCUUUCCCCUAUCAAUUCAGGAAUGAAUGAUUCGGACUUGCCGUCCUCAUCCGUUGUUAGGGUAGAGACGCCCAAAGUUACCUCAGAAGAUUCCUUCACAAUACCACCACCCAGACCAGUCAACAUGGGUAGAAGAGAUUCAAGAAGUCAGAGAUCCAGAGAUCCAUUCAAAACGCCCGACAGGAUGGAGGACGACCUGCCCUACAGCCAGGUGACGCCGGUGGAGAAAAUAAUGAACGCCGUCAGGAUGACCAACCUGCUCGGCACCCCGGAAUCUCCCCAGGUGCCCAGGUGCGCCUGGGACGUGGACACGCCCGACACCCCUUACGGCAUCUGUUUCGACCCCAACCCGUCCAGGAGCCUGAAGAAGCGGAUGCUCAGGUUCAUCAACUCCUUUCCGGACAAGGCGACGCCGCCGGCCAAGAGGCGAGUGAGCACGCCACUUUCAGAGCUGAAGAGGAGGUUGUGGGACAAAAUCGGUUCUAACCUUGACAGUCAGAGCCAAAGUGAAGAUCCGAGUACUCCAGGACGUCAGGAUAGUCAGGACGAUGAAGAGAAUGAAUCUGAAAAGGUGAGUUGUACUCAAAGUGAACUGGUAAAUACAAAACUGAAACAACUAGAAGAAAUUAUGACGGCGGUCGGCGGAAGUGCCAAUAAAUCGAGAAGGCAGAAGGAAGCGGAUUUCGUACUUGAAACUGCUUGCGAUCAAGACAUGAGGGUAUCGCAACCGUGCACGGUACAAUGGGACUUCGGAAAAGACACACAGGAAGAACCGUCCCCAGAGUCCAAAGUUUUCAUGAUAUCCGGAGUGGGAGACCCGAAUCUGAGGUCGAAGAUCGUGUCUUCCCUGAAGGAACUGGGAGCGACGGUGUCGGAAACGUCCAGCUACGAUCCGAGCGCGACGCAUCUGCUGUGUCCGAAACCGGCCAGAAACGAGAAGACGCUAUCCUGCAUGGCCGCGGGCAAAUGGAUCCUGCACAUCGACUACGUGGACGCCUGCCUUAAAGCUUCGAAAUUUGUUAAUGAAGAAUACUAUGAAUUCGGUAAUCCGAACUCCAUCGGUAAAAUAUCCAUCGAACUGGACAGAGAUAUCGAAAUCAGGAUGCAGGCCAUCCAUUAUUGGAGGAACGAACUUGCCAGGACUGGUAGAGGUCCGUUCCAAGAUAUGAGGACCAUAAUUGUUGCCGAGAAAAAACAGGCUCUGGUCAGUGUCAUCGAGGCUGGGGGUGGAACUGUCAUCGAAGCAACGCCUCCAUUCGACGAUACUAUCCACGCAACGCACUGUCUGAUGGAGCCUAAAAGCGUAUCGAAUUUCGCACUGUACGAACCCCUGGCUAGGCAGGGAAUCUAUUGCGUGAACACCCUGUAUCUGAGUGAUUUCUUGCACAGGACCAACAAAGACAUCAAAGACGCCAUUUUGCCUUUCUAUCAGAAAUAUUUCAGAUAAUGGAUAUUAUAAGAUUGCCACCCUCCCAUUUGGAUCAAAUCGAAGAAGAUGUGUUGAUUAGGUUUAGGUACCUAGUUACUGGAGAUCUGUCGAGCAGACUGAGAAUAUGUUCACAAUGUGUAAUGUCGAUUCUUUCAAAUGUACAUUUGUAUGAAAUAAAAUAUUUUUCGUU
Coccinella septempunctata (seven-spotted ladybird) is the source of this 4479-nucleotide messenger RNA. Its product is annotated as DNA topoisomerase 2-binding protein 1-B. Lineage: Eukaryota; Metazoa; Arthropoda; Insecta; Coleoptera; Coccinellidae. The transcript has 20 exons. Bases 159 to 4307 code for a protein of 1382 amino acids. The record is from RefSeq and is a predicted model, not a curated record. Gene Ontology annotation, biological process: mitotic G2 DNA damage checkpoint signaling; DNA replication initiation; mitotic DNA replication checkpoint signaling.